Molecule: messenger RNA, 2952 nt
Organism: Perca flavescens (yellow perch)
Lineage: Eukaryota; Metazoa; Chordata; Actinopteri; Perciformes; Percidae
Product: extracellular calcium-sensing receptor-like
Exons: 6
Coding region: 178-2952 (924 amino acids)
Biological process (GO): G protein-coupled receptor signaling pathway
Cellular component (GO): plasma membrane
Molecular function (GO): G protein-coupled receptor activity
Source: RefSeq, a predicted model, not a curated record
GUGCGAAAUUAGAAAGCUAACAUGAGCUAAUGAGUAGCAGUGAGUAAGGUUCUGUUAGGUGGAAAAAAAAUUGUAAGGUUCCUGAAGGUUCAGCAGAAACCGAACCCUGUCAAAAAGACCAAUAUUUGUCCGAAUCCGAAAUCUUGUAUUCGGUGCAUCCCUAUCCAGGAUAGGCUAAUGCACAAAACUGUUUUCAUGUUUGGGAAACUCUUUCCUCUUGCCCCGCCUUGUGGGUCCACAGACACAAAACAUCACUGUUCUAUUUUUUUAUGCUACUCCAAAAUGCAUAAAAACCGGUUAAUCCUUUUGAUUUACUUUAUUGUACAUGUGAUGCAACCUAGUGGCUUAGCUCUCUUAGACAGUAUGACAUCUAGACACAGGUGGCCAGAGAAGGGUUGGGGCCUCUUACAACUGUUGUUAGUGGUGUCUGUCUCUCAGGCUGAGGAGUUGGUGUGCAGGCAGAGAGGGGAUCCUGAGAAUCCCCAGCUAUUGAAGGAUGGGGACAUUAUGUUGGGGGGAAUCUUCUCUUUCCACAACAGCUGGAUAAACAGAAAGGAUACCUACAGGCACAAACCACUGCCACUGCAAUGCACCAGUUUAAAUUUCAGAGGUUUCCAGUAUUCCCAGGCUAUGCUCUUUGCCAUAGAGGAGAUAAAUAACAGCACAGUUCUACUGCCUGAUAUAUCUCUGGGCUAUAAGAUCUAUGAUUCCUGUUCAUCCAUUGCCAGAAGUGUGAGGGUUACACUGGCCUUGGCUAAUGGCAAUGAGGUAUUAUCUGCACUAUCUGCCCCAUGUACCAGACCUGCCCAAGUUCAGGCCAUUAUGGGAGAGGGCUCUUCCUCUCCCUGCAUGGCUAUAGCUACUGUCAUCGGACCCUUUCAUAUCCCAAUGAUCAGUCACUUUGCUACUUGUGCUUGUCUGAGUGAUAAAAACAAGUACCCAUCCUUUCUCAGAACAAUACCCAGUGACUACUACCAGAGCAGAGCUCUGGCCCAGUUGGUCAAGCACUUUGGUUGGACUUGGGUUGGAGCUAUUAGAUCAAAUGAUGAUUAUGGCAACAAUGGCAUGGCCACAUUCACAGAAGCGGCCCAGCAGCUGGGCAUCUGUCUGGAGUAUUCUGUAACUUUCUUUAGAACAGAUCCACCAGACAAAAUACAAAAGAUAGUUGACAUUAUCAAGGCUUCCACUUCCAAGGUGAUUGUCACUUUCCUCUCCGCCAUGGAUAUUAAUGCGUUAGUACAACAGUUGUCUCUCCGCAACAUGACUGGGUACCAGUGGGUAGGCACUGAGGCCUGGAUAUUUGAUUCCCAAACUGCAGCCAUGGAUAGUAAUCACAUUCUGGAUGGUGCUGUAGGCCUGUCAAUCCCCAAAGCACAUGUCAGUGGCAUGAGAGAGUUUUUGAUGAAUGUGAAGCCGCUCAAUUCAUCUAGUAAUGAAAUGUUUCCAGAGUUUUGGGAGAAACUAUUUAGCUGUAAGUUCAAACAGUCAACAUCUUUAGUAGGGAAUCAGAGAGAAUGUACUGGCCAUGAAGAUCUGACUGGAGUGCAAAACAGCUUCACUGAUAUGUCGCUCAUGCCUAUCUUGUACAAUGUCUAUAAAGGAGUGUAUGCUGUGGCCCACGCACUUGAUAAUAUUCUCAGCUGUAACAAAACCUGUAACAAAAAGGUGCAGCUAGAUCCAUAUAUGAUUUUACAGCGCCUGAAAAAGAUUAAAUUCAAAACUAAGGAAGGAGAUGAGGUUUACUUUAAUGAGAAUGGAGACCCAGCAGCAAAGUAUGAAAUUAUAAACUGGCAGCCAACAGAACAUGGCAUUGUGGACUUCGUCACAGUUGGUCUUCAUGAUGCAUCUUUACCUGCAGACAAACAGCUGAAUCUGCAAAAUAAGUCUUUAAUUUGGGCACAGAACUCACAACAGGUGCCUUUGUCAGUUUGCAGUGAGAAAUGUCCUCCAGGAACUCGCAAGGUUCUCCAGAAAGGAAAGCCUGUCUGCUGCUAUGACUGUUUAAGAUGUGCAGAGGGAGAAAUAAGCAACAGGACAGAUUCCAUCACCUGUGUGCGUUGCCACCCUGAGUUCUGGUCAAAUGAGAGAAGAGAUGCUUGUGUGAAGAAGGAGGCAGAGUUUCUAUCAUAUGAAGAGAUUAUGGGAGCGCUGCUCACUGCAGCAUCCUUAUUUGGAACAUGCAUUACUGCUGUUGUGGCAUUCAUUUUCUUCAGAUACAGGAAAACUCCUAUUGUCAGGGCCAACAACUCUGAGCUCAGCUUCCUGCUGCUCUUCUCCUUGACUCUGUGUUUCAUGUGUUCUCUGACCUUCAUAGGCCGGCCCUCUGAGUGGUCCUGCAUGCUGCGACACACGGCAUUCGGCAUCACCUUUGUCCUCUGUAUCUCUUGUGUUCUGGGGAAAACUAUAGUGGUGUUAAUGGCCUUCAAGGCCACACUUCCAGGUAGUAAUGUCAUGAAAUGGUUUGGGCCUACACAGCAGAAACUCAGUGUUCUGGGUUUCACUCUUAUACAAGUUAUCAUAUGUGUCAUCUGGUUAACAAUUUCUCCUCCUUUUCCAUUUAUCAAUUUUAAGAAAUUCAAGGACAAAAUCAUCUUAGAGUGUGCACUGGGCACAGCUGUAGGUUUUUGGAGUGUACUUGGGUACAUAGGACUUCUGGCCAUGUUAUGUUUCAUUCUUGCUUUUCUGGCUCGAAAACUGCCUGAUAAUUUCAAUGAAGCCAAAUUUAUCACCUUUAGCAUGCUGAUAUUCUGCGCAGUAUGGAUCACUUUUAUCCCAGCGUAUGUCAGCUCUCCUGGGAAGUUCAGCGUUGCUGUGGAGAUAUUUGCUAUUCUUGCCUCCAGUUUUGGACUGCUCUUUUGUAUUUUUAUUCCAAAAUGUUAUAUUAUCUUACUGAAACCUGACAAGAAUACAAAAAAGAAUAUGAUGGGGAAGGUGGCACCAAAAUCAUUUUGA